Molecule: messenger RNA, 591 nt
Organism: Medicago truncatula (barrel medic)
Lineage: Eukaryota; Viridiplantae; Streptophyta; Magnoliopsida; Fabales; Fabaceae
Exons: 2
Coding region: 16-408 (130 amino acids)
Source: RefSeq, a predicted model, not a curated record
CUCACACAACAAAAAAUGGCAGUUUUACCUACAUUUGCAAUGUUAAGCCAUUUGGAUCUUGGCUUUGUUAGUGGUGAAGUUUUGAUGAGCUUUCUUCAAAAGACUCCAUUUCUCAAUACUCUAGUUUUCCAGGGAAUAUCUAAAUUCAACCAAGAGCUUCUGAAUUCUGCUGUUGUGCCCAAUUGCUUGGCAUCCACUCUCAAGGUUGUGAAAUUUGAUAAUGCCCGUGUAUCAGAGCCUGAGCUGUUUUGCGCCAAAUUUUUUAUGGAACAUUGUAUAGUGCUUGAGAGGAUGAAUUUCUCCCUUGUUAAUGGGAGGAAGGGAAAAUCUCCAGUCAUCGAAGAAUUUAAGGAGAAGCUGUACUUGUCUAAGAAAGAAGUCUCUUCUGUCAUACUUGAAUUUGAUUAGCAAGGUUGCAGAAACAAGUGGUUCAGGUCUACAAUGUUUCUUUUUCUUAUGCUAUAACUUAUAAGAUAAGAUGAUAUAGUAGACUAUGUUUGUUUUGUUUACAAUUUGUGAUGCUAUGGUGUAAUUUUGUAGACUAUGCAAGUAAUUGUCUACAAAUGAUGACUAUAUUUUGUCAAAAAGAUA